AUGACGGCAAUAACGACGACGGCAGACGGCAAUUACGGCGACGGCAGUGAUGACGACGACGGCAAUUACGACGACAGCAAUGACGGUAACGGCAAUGACGACGACGUCAAUGACGGCAACGGUAAUGACGACGUCAAUGACAGCAACGGCAAUGACGACGACGUCAAUGACGGCAACGGCAAUGACGACGACGUCAAUGACGGCAACGGUAAUGACGACGACAGCAAUGACGACGACGGCAAUGACGUCGACGUCAAUGACGGCAACGGCAAUGACGACGACGUCAACGACGGCAACGGCAAUGAAGACGACGGCAAUGACGGCAACGGCAAGAACGACGACGUCAAUGACGGCAACGGCAAUGACGACGACGGCAAUGACAGCAACGGCAAUGACGACGUCAAUGACGGCAACGGCAAUGACGACGACGUCAAUGACGGCAACGGUAAUGACGACGUCAAUGACGGCAACGGCAAUGACGACGACGUCAAUGACGGCAACGGCAAUGACGACGACGUCAAUGACGGCAACGGCAAUGACGACGACAUCAAUGACGGCAACGGUAAUAACGACGACAGCAAUGACGGCAACGGCAAUGACGAUGAUAGCAAUGACGGCAACGGCAAUGACGACAACGUCAAUGACGGCAACGGCAAUGACGACGACGUCAAUGACGGCAACGGCAAUGACGACGACGGCAAUGACGGCAACGGCAAUGACGACGAUGGCAAUGACGGCAACGGCAAUGACGACGACGGCAAUGACGGCAACGGCAAUGACGACGACAGCAAUGACGGCAACGGCAAUGACGACAACGUCAAUGGCAAUGACGACGACGUCAAUGACGGCAACGGCAAUGACGACGACGUCAAUGACGGCAACGGCAAUGACGACGACAUCAAUGACGGCAACGGUAAUAACGACGACAGCAAUGACGGCACCGGCAAUGACGAUGACAGCAAUGACGGCAACGGCAAUGACGACAACGUCAAUGACGGCAACGGCAAUGACGACGACGUCAAUGACGGCAACGGCAAUGACGACGACGGCAAUGACGGCAACGGCAAUGACGACGAUGGCAAUGACGGCAACGGCAAUGACGACGACGGCAAUGACGGCAACGGCAAUGACGACGACAGCAAUGACGGCAACGGCAAUGACGACAACGUCAAUGACGGCAAUGGCAAUGACGACGACGUCAAUGACGGCAACGGCAAUGACGACGACAUCAAUGACGGCAACGGUAAUGACGACGACAGCAAUGACGGCAACGGCAAUGACGAUGACAGCAAUGACGGCAACGGCAAUGACGACAACGUCAAUGACGGCAACGGCAAUGACGACGACGUCAAUGACAUCUACGGCAAUGACGACGACGGCAAUGACGGCAACGGCAAUGACGACGACGGCAAUGACGGCAACGGCAAUGACGACGACGGCAAUGACGGCAACGGCAAUGACGACGAUGGCAAUGACGGCAACGCCAAUGACGACGACAGCAAUGACGGCAACGGCAAUGACGACAACGUCAAUGACGGCAAUGGCAAUGACGACGACGUCAAUGACGGCAACGGCAAUGACGACGACGGCUAUGACGGCAUCGACGAUCAGGAAAUCUUACGAGGAUUAAUACCAUAG
Messenger RNA from Octopus sinensis (East Asian common octopus), 1638 nucleotides. RefSeq lists its product as uncharacterized. The transcript has 2 exons. The coding region runs from base 1 to 1638 and encodes 545 amino acids. The record is from RefSeq and is a predicted model, not a curated record. Lineage: Eukaryota; Metazoa; Mollusca; Cephalopoda; Octopoda; Octopodidae.